CAUAGAGCUGCAGACUCGGGAGCUGAACAGCCAGAUCCGGUCAGGGGUGUACGCCCACCUGGCUGCUUUCUUCCCAUGCAGUAAGGACACUCUGGUCAAGCGUGCCCGUAAGCUUUAUCUCUACGAGCAGGGUGGCCGCUUGAAGGAACCUCUACAGAAGCUAAAGGAAGCCAUUGGAAGGGCCAUGCCAGAGCAGAUGGCCAAGUACCAGGAGGAAUGCCAAGCCCAUACUCAGGCCAAGUUUGCCAAGAUGCUGGAAGAGGAAAAGGACAAAGAGCAGCGAGAUCGAGUUUGUUCUGAUGAUGAUGAGGAUGAAGAAAAGGGAGGGAAGCGUGUCAUGGGACCGCGAAAGAAAUUUCAAUGGAAUGAUGAAAUCAGGGAGCUGCUUUGCCACUUGGUGAAGAUUAAGUUGGAUGGUUAUGACCUUGACAAGAAUAAGGCUCAGUCCCUAGAGGAUUAUGUGAAGACCUUCCUAGAUGGAGAGGUGAAGCCCCUUUGGCCAAAAGGCUGGAUGCAGGCCAGGACACUGUUUAAGGAGAGCAGGCGUGUACACGGACACCUCACAUCAGUCCUGGCGAAGAAGAAAGUUAUAGCUCCUACUAAGGUGAAAGUGAAGGAAUCUUCCUGCAAGCCUGAUAAAAAGAUGUCCGUUUCUGUUCCUUCGAUGCACUCAAGCAGCACCUUAGCUUUGUCUUCAGAGCCCCAGGGCGGAGCUCUGGGCAUCAGUGCCCAAACCAGAGAACUCUUGUCCCUUGGGACAGCCCAAGCAGCCAGCAGCACUGGCACUCCUGCUACCUUCAUGGAUGACUCCUUGGAUGAGGACUUAAUUCAUAAUCCCACUUCCUCCCUUGAAGCAGUCUCUAAGGAACUGGCUGUGCUGAACAGCAGAGCGGGAGGGAGCCCUGACUUUACUCUUCCUGGAGCUCCAAAAGCUCCAUCAGAGAAGACCCCAACUCUUGCAUCCUCAGAGGAGAAGAGGACAUUUCCAAAGUCCAACCCUUCCCCUACAUCAUCCUCUGGUUCCCUUCAGUCUCCUCUAAAUUUCUUGGCUGAGCAGGCCCUGGCAUUGGGCCAGUCUUCUCAAGACAAAAAGACAGAGAACUCUAAUUACAAAGAGCUCUCCUGCCAAGCCUCCCCCAGCAAAAUCCUUCCUGAUGCACACCAGACUAAACAGAAACACCACAGCCUGGUCCGGCCAAGCCAUGGGCCUCAGACCUCCACCCCAGUGCCAGGUUCUCAGGUGAAGGUCUUUCACUCAGGCAGCCAGCUACAGAAAACUUUCACCUCCCCAGCUCCAUUUGUCAAACUGCAGAAUCCCAAGUCCUCCUCCCCACUGCCCCAACGGUCCCUCCUCCAGCAGGUCAAGUCAUCAACCAAAGCUCAGAGCUUCCAUUCCUCUGCAUCAUCAGGCAGCACCCAAAACUCCAGCAGCUCCCACAAGAGCCCAGGCUCAUCCUCAUCAUCUCUCAGCUACACAGGAAAGCACUCAAGUGGCUCUAGCUCUUCAGGACAAUCUUACAAAUCACCCUUUGUUUCUGGUACCCUCUCCAAGCAUGGGGCUUCUUCCAGCAGCUCCUCAUCCGGAGCUUCUGCAAACCAGGGCUGCUCCUCUGGGAGCUUGCUGCCCAGCGUGCAGACCCCUUCCUCGGGCCAGGCGUCCAGCCGCCCAUCCUCAAGCUCCUCAGUGAAGAAGACGCCUGUUUCGCAGAAGCUGACUCUGGUGGCACCUCCUGGAGGUUCAAAUGGAGAUUCUAGUGGGGGCACUCAAGGGGUGGCCAAAUUGCUGACCUCCUCUCUAAAGCCAGCUGUUGUUAGCAGCACCGCAUCUUCUACCUCUGUGCCGAAAGGAACUAGUGGAGCUGUGCUGCUAACGAGUUCUUCCUCCUUAAGUGUACUGGCUCCAUCCUACAAGUCCAGCAAUCCAAAGCUGCCAGCUGCCCUGAGCUCCACCCCGUUAGGUAUUAUCUCUCCUAUUCAUUCCUUCCCUCUUCAUGUCAUCUCCUUCAGUUCAGACUCCUCCCCAAAAGCAGGAGUAUCAAAGGAUGCAAUAGUUACAGGACCUGCUCCAGGAACUUUCCACCAUGGCCUUGGCCACAAUGCUUCUCAGCUUCACGGCAAAGGGUCCAAUGCACAGCAGCGCAAGUUGUGACGUCUGCAAGGAGGGGAGCUAGAACACACAUAGGAUAAAACCAAGAUGAACAGGUCAUGAACUUUGGAUACCGGCUGUGUCUUUUUUUCUUUUUUUUCCCUUUUUUCCUCACAACAACUGGAGAGACUGAACCGCAAUGAGGAACUCAUUGGUGCGUUUGCUCAGAGGUUUUUGGAGCUAAGCCCCACACAGAGGGCCACCUUGAGCCAUGCCCUAAUGAGAGAAGCAUUUUGUAGCACUGUUUUAUUGCUGCUGCCCUUCACGCAUUCCCUGGCACUGGCAGGAGCUAGAACUUGCAGGGAGACUUGGGUGGAUUGGCUUUCUUGCAGUGGAUUCCCACCCACCUCUGUCUAUAUCUGCCAAGUACCUUCAAGUCCAGGUACCUCCUUGGUCUCCCAGUGGAGGGUAUGAAAGGUGCUUCUUUCUUCUGCUUUGGAUUUACUUGGAUAAUUCUAGCACUGCCAGUGCUUUCUGAAGAUGUUUGACUAACUUUUCAAUUGUACUAUAUAACUGCUACAGUUAAUUGGAGGACUUAACAUUUCCUGUGUGGUGAAUCUAACGAACCACCUGAUGUUCCCCUCUGGAGGAGAAGGAAGACUCUUUAGAGAGACAUUUUAGAUGCAGUCAUUGACUUUGAGAAUUCUACUUCUUUUGGGUUUUGGAUUUUUUUUUUUCCUCCAAAGGGAUGCUUUUUUCCUGCUCAGUUUUAUCCUUAUUACCAUCGAAUGCAUUGGAUUGAAUGGGACACUUCUCAGCAUGUCACAUGUAUAGGAAGACAUAAUUCCAGUGCCUUUUAUGGUGGAGCAAGAAUGGACUAGUGACACACAUUUCAGCCCUAUUUUGUGUGCUCCUCAACCCUUUUUUAAUCAUUCUGUAUUUAAAAUGUAUUCUGUUUUAUUUAAUAGAGCUUUUUAUGGUUGCACAUCAAAAAAAAGC
Haliaeetus leucocephalus (bald eagle) is the source of this 3085-nucleotide messenger RNA. Its product is annotated as ubinuclein-1-like. The annotation marks the transcript as partial. Gene Ontology annotation, cellular component: nucleus. The record is from RefSeq and is a predicted model, not a curated record. Lineage: Eukaryota; Metazoa; Chordata; Aves; Accipitriformes; Accipitridae. The transcript has 9 exons.